UGUCAUCUGUUCUGUCACAUUCGCAUUGCCACGAGAUUUUCGUAACACGCGAGUCGAAUGUAUCGUUUAUUUAUUUCUUUAUAAAAUAAAUUACGCCCGUAGUACGCGAUGGAGAAUCACGAGGAAGACGAUUUGGAGGAACUACGCUCCACGGUCUACACGUUUCCACCGAGCGUGCAGAAUGUGAUCGAACAGGUUUUGCCUAGCACCGACCCAUUAGACCAGUCCAAUUUCAAUGUGGUGGAUUACAUAAAUUGUCUGUUCCCUACCGAACAAUCGUUGUCGAAUAUAGACGACGUGGUGAAUCAAAUGGAAAGCAAAAUACACGCUAUCGACAAGGAAAUAAGAUCGGUCGUACGUGGCCAAACGAAUGUGGGCCAAGAUGGUAGAGCGGCAUUGGAAGACGCGCAGAAAGUGAUAAGGCAAUUAUUUAUUCACAUAAAAGACAUAAAAGACAAGGCGGAGAAGUCCGAAGAGGUGGUCAAAGAAAUUACAAGAGACAUCAAGCAGUUGGAUUUUGCCAAAAGAAACCUGACCGCCUCGAUAACAGCGCUGAAUCACUUGCACAUGCUUGUGGAAGGGGUCGAUACUUUAAAAAUAUUAACUCAAAAGAAACAAUACGGAGAAAUUAUUUUGCCACUGCAAGCAGUGAUGGAGGUGAUGCAACAUUUUAAUAGCUACAUGGACAUACCGCAAGUGAAGCAAUUAUCUGAUCAAGUGCGACAGAUCCACAUCGAGUUGGCUCAGCAGAUCACAGCGGAUUUUAAGCAGGCUUUUUCAGGCCAAAAUCCAAAGCAUUUCAAUCACUUGACGGAAGGAUGUUUGGUACUAUCCGUGUUGGAUCCUAAAGUAAAAAAGGAUCUGCUCGUCUGGUUUGUGAAUAUCCAGCUGCAAGAAUACGCACAUCUGUUUGACGAGAAUCAGGAUUUCGCUUGGUUGGACAAGAUAGAUCGACGAUACGCGUGGAUCAAGAAGCAUUUGCUUGACUUCGAGUCGAAGUUCGGUUCGAUUUUCCCGCCCGAUUGGGAAAUUUCUGAACGAAUAGCCGUGCAGUUCUGUCACGUUACGCGUGAAGAUCUCACGAAACUGAUGAACAAGAGACGCAGCGAAAUCGACGUUAAAUUGUUGCUUUACGCGAUUCAGAGAACCAGCAACUUCGAGUCGCUGUUGGCGAAGCGUUUCAUCGGCAGCACUUUAGAAACUGUCGAUACUACCAAACCUACGACGGUCACCAAGGAAGUGACCGAAAAAAUUCCGGGAAAUCCGUUCGAGGAAGAAAACGAGAAGAUCGAAGAUGAAAAACCGAGACCGUCUCCGUUCGAAAAUCUCAUAAAGAGAUGUUUCGAGCCGUAUUUGAAUAUUUACAUAGAGAGUUUGGAUCGCAAUUUGGCGGACUUGAUGGAUAAGUUCGUGUCGGAUUCGAAAACGCAGCCGCCGGGCGCGAAAGAAUUUGACGGAAUUGAAGGCCCAAGCAGCGUUUUGAGCUCGUGCGCCGAUUUGUUCGUAUUUUACAAAAAGUGCAUGCUGCAAUGCACGCAGCUCAGCACCGGCUUAAUUAUGCUGAGUCUUGCUGAGACUUUUCAAAAGUAUCUACGAGAAUACGCGCUCAAGAUUUUGCAGAAUAACUUGCCCAGAUUCGGAGGUAGCGCGAGCAUUGGCACUAGCAUGAGCAACAUCACACGCGACUUCAGAGACUUGUCGACUUCGGGUUUUAUUCAAAACUUUCAAAGUUUUCUGAAAGAGGGAGAAACCACCAGAUUUAGCAAAGAGGAACAAUCUCGCGUGUGCUGUAUAUUAACAACAGCGGAAUACUGUUUAGAAACAACGCAACAAUUAGAGAAGAAACUUCGCGAGAAAACAGACAAUUGCUAUUCUGAGAAAAUCAAUUUGUCUCAAGAACAGGAUAUCUUUCAUAACGUGAUUUCUAAUUGCAUUCAGUUGUUGGUUCAAGAUCUGGAAACAACCUGCGAAUCAGCAUUGACUGCAAUGACCAAGGUGCAAUGGAGUUCUGUCGAAGUUGUAGGCGAUCAAAGCAAUUACGUUAACACAAUAAUAGCGCAUCUUCGACAAACAAUACCUCUUAUUAGAGAUAGAUUGUCUUCUUGCAGAAAAUACUUUACACAGCUCUGCGUUAAAUUUGCUGACUCUUUUAUACCAAAAUUAAUACAACAAUUGUUCAAAUGCAAACCGUUAAAUGCUGUUGGCGCAGAACAAUUGUUGUUGGAUGUCCACAUGUUAAAAACAGCUCUGUUGGAUCUUCCAUCUACAGGUUAUCAAGUACAGAGAAAAGCUCCGGCAACAUAUACUAAGGUUGUGCUUAAAGGAAUGGCAAAUGCUGAAAUGAUAUUAAAAAUAGUAAUGUCUCCAAUUGAAUCUCCCAGCGAUUUUGUUAAACAGUGCAGAAUGCGCCUGCCCGAUCUGCAGUCUACAGAAUUUCAAAAAAUCUUGGAUAUGAAAGGACUGAAAAAAACGGAGCAGAUAAUACUGCUCGAGCAAUUUAAACAACCUGAGAACACGGACACUUCGUACGUUACAAAGAGUCACAUAGUGCACGACAGUCCAGAACAUGAGGCUGGAAGAAUCAAGAGACUAGAGAAACUCAUAAAGAAAAGAAUUUGAAAAUGCUAAAGGUCGCGAUAUAUUUGUACAUAUUAAGAAUUCGUGUUCUAAGCUAGAAUAAUGUAAAAUAUCUUUAUAUGUAAAAUAAAAAUACCAGCAUGAAAAUAUAUUAAAGCAAAUUAAAUACUU
This is a messenger RNA of Pseudomyrmex gracilis, 2748 nucleotides long. It is a transcript of the gene Vps53, whose product is annotated as vacuolar protein sorting-associated protein 53 homolog. Bases 109 to 2619 code for a protein of 836 amino acids. The record is from RefSeq and is a predicted model, not a curated record. Gene Ontology annotation, biological process: retrograde transport, endosome to Golgi. The transcript is spliced from 13 exons. Lineage: Eukaryota; Metazoa; Arthropoda; Insecta; Hymenoptera; Formicidae. Gene Ontology annotation, cellular component: GARP complex.